AUGGAAGAUUCAACAGCUGAACAUCUCUGUGUGCUGGUCCACGGACUCUGGGGAAAGCCCGCACACCUCGACUACGUCGCAUCUGCACUUAAAGACACAUUUCAAGAUAAUGUCCAUAUUCUGUGCCCCAAGGCCAACACUGGAAACUAUACAUAUGAUGGAAUUGAACUCGGCGGGGAACGAUUGGUGCAUGAGGUGGAGGAAACCCUCGAAUCGUUAGCUGAGCGUGGCCAGAAGAUCACCAAGAUCAGCAUUGUCGGAUAUUCUCUUGGUGGUCUUCUGGCACGAUAUGCCAUUGGCUUGUUGGAAGCUCGUGGAUUGCUGGAUAAGCUGCAGCCUAUGAACUUUACGACGUUCGCGACUCCCCACGUUGGCGUCAGAGCGCCGCUGAAAGGCUGGAAAGACAGCGUCUUCAAUGUUCUGGGCGCGCGAACCAUCUCACAGUCGGGACGUCAGAUGUUCCUGAUCGAUACAUUCCGUGAUACAGGCCGCCCACUUCUAAGCGUUUUGGCCGAUCCAGAGAGCAUCUUUAUAAAGGGACUGAAGAAGUUCCAACGAAAAAGCAUCUAUGCAAACCUCGUGAAUGAUCGCUCGGUGCCAUUUUAUACUUCUGCUAUUUUGAAAGUGGAUCCUUUCGUGGACCUGACAAAUGUGAAUAUCAACUAUGUCAAGGGCUACGAAGAUGUUAUUGUCGACCCUGAUACUUAUCUAUUACCACCCAAGCAGCGCAAAACUGGACCCUUGGCACAGCGUCUCUGGAAGAAAUGCAAGUCACUGUGCUUCUGGAUUCCUCUAUCCUUACUCCUGGUUGUCCUUGUGCCAUUGGCUUCUACGAUUUUCCUCAUCAAUGCCGGAAUCCAAACAGUUCGCAGUUCCAAGCGCAUCCGAAUGCACGAGAAUGGCACCCUCUUUGGAAAAUACAGAGUGCCUGUGCUGGUCCAGGAUGUCCAACAUGUCGUGGAGCAGGUCUUUGAGAAUGUCAAUGCUAGCCAGGAGCCGGCGUAUCUGUCAAACAGCGAUACCGAGGUCUCUGACUCGGCUGAUAAAGAAAUUGGACCGUCUGCCUCGACUUCUGCCCCGAGUGACGCACAGAUAGAGCCCUCGUCGGCCCGAAGACGCUCAUCCGGGGCAUCAGUGCGCUCCCCCAAACUUGCACUGACGCCAGAGCAAUUCGGAAUCAUCGACUCCCUUAAUGAACUGGGACUCCACAAAUACCCCGUCCACAUACAGAAGAAUCACCACAGCCAUGCGGCUAUCAUUGUCCGGAGUGCUAAGGAUGGGUUUUCCGAAGGAAAACUAGUGAUCAAGCACUGGCUGGACCAUGAGUUCGUUGUAUAA
Messenger RNA from Penicillium olsonii, 1338 nucleotides. Lineage: Eukaryota; Fungi; Ascomycota; Eurotiomycetes; Eurotiales; Aspergillaceae. The record is from the annotation of a GenBank genome assembly.